AUGGAGCCCGUCACUGCUUAUGACUACUCGGCUGACAUCACACAACAACAACAACAAAUAGAAGAAGAAGAAGAGAUCGUUGGAGAAACGACACAGUAUUUACCAGGCGAGCGUGGAUCACUAGAAGACGACGUUAACAAAAAGAUCCUGAAGAGCGACAACAUGUUUGAUCAACAAAAUAUAACGACAACAACAUCAACAACAAACAAUGAGUCGUCACACUCUUCGUCGUCGUCAUCUACAAGCUCACCAUCGGUGUCGCCCACACAAGAUAUGCUGAUGAGUGGCGGUAGCGCAAUCACAUCGUCCACCGAUAGCCAUAUGCCGUCACAUGAUCACGUGUCAACGUUGGACUCGAGCAACGACAGUGUGUCCAUGCCCACGGUCAAGCUCAGUGCGAGCUACGAGUUGAUGAUGAAGAACGCCAGCAGCAACAACAACAACAAUAGCAACAGCGGCAGCAACAAGCCAAAGCUCUUUGUUGGCAAUGGUGGAAGUGUCUUUGUCCCAAUCAACAAGCCUCAGCUGACACAAUCACAGACGACACAAACAACACAGACUCAGACAACACAGACGUCCAAGCCAGCUACUGGAUCUGGAUCACCAUUUCAAUCACCUGCACUUACAUCUGAGAACGAUGCCGAGUCACCUGUUCAACUGUCCUCCAACAUAUUUGAGAACCUCGGUUUCGUCAUUGAUCAAUCAAUCAACUUAAAGCGCAAGAUGGACUUGGUCAAGAUAAUCAAGAGAAAUGGAGGCAAGUCCUGUUACUCAUGUGGUGCUAAGUCAACACAUCUGAUCACUACGCCACAAGGCUUUGUUGACAACACAGCCAAGGUACAGCAGGCAUUGGCUCUUGGCAUACCCAUUGUUGUAAAGGAGUUUGUUCAUCACUGUGCUUACAAGAAGCAGCUACUAGAGGUAGAGCCAUACAGGAUCACUGCAACCAGUAUACCAUCAGAGUCUUUGUCCAAUCCAAACUCACCAGCGUCCAGUUAUCAAGCAUCACCUACAUUCACAUCCACCACCAAUCAAUCACGUGAUCAGAUGGUGACUGGAGGAGGAUCAUCGUCCUCAUCAUCAUCACCAGAUCCAAUAAUGGUCCCAGUCGUCGUGCCACCCAUUGAGUUGAGCACUCACCAACAACAACAACAGAAGCAGCCACAACAAUACAAUCAACCGCAACAACAACCGCAUCAUCAACAACCUCAUCAUCAACAACAACAACCUUUGAUCAAACCAUCAAUCAACAUUCCAAGCGUAUACUCUAAUAAUGGUGUUGACCAAAGACAUUCAUACUUGGGCAGUGUAUCUUAUGGUCAUCACGCCCAGGACGAGAUGGACGAGGAGGACAUAGGCAAGAGUCCAAGCAAGUCAAUAAUAGAGGACAACAUCAACAAGAUACUGCACACCUUUGACGACACAUCAUCAGAGCCAGUCCAACAACAACAACAAGAGUCAAUGGUGGGUCUUACAAGGUUCACAGAGUUUGAGGGCACCUUUGAGGAGCAAGAGCUUGGCGGAUCGAUUGAGGACGAGGAGAUGCUACCUCAGGUCGACUUCCGCGACGCACUCCCAGACUCGUUGAGUCUGGCGAGCCACGUGGCCACAUCACCCCGAUUCAGCAAGGAGAGCCACUUGUCGGACCCCAAGGUGGACAGCAGUGAGACGAGCAACUACAACUUUGGUGCCAUCACCAAGAAGUCUGCUUCAGCGCCAACAUCAACUACUACCACUGCAACUGCUACCAAUGCAUCUGCGACGUCGUCGGACGAUGAUAUGUUGAGCUCGCCGCUCUACUCCAACUAUCACCACGAGAUCUUCAAUCAAAUACUCUCGCCAUCGUCCAACGAGCUCAACAUGAACAACAACAACACCUUCCAUGGCAUCCCCGUUACCGUGUCCAAGAACGUCGUGGAGCAAGACUCGCCCUCAAAGAUCUUUGUUGGUGGCCUAUCAUUCAGUGAUCUUGAUAUAUAUACAGAGAAGGAGAGUCUGCAGAAGCAGAGAAUGUACCAUUUGAUAUCGUUGUUUAAGGAGUUUGGAAAGAUUGUAAAGAUACAAGAGUUUCUGGAGGAGCAGCAUAUAUUCAUUACAUUUGACAAGGAGACUGAGGCCAAGCUGGCACUGCAGACACUCAAGUCCAUGUCAACCAAGACAUACUUCACCGACAAGAUCAAGAAGAACCUGCAGACACUAGGUCUGCCCACCAUCAUUGCUCCAUCCAACGAGUUCUUUGUGCGCAAAUCAAAGCCAUCACAGCUUUCAAACUCUGCCAACAACAUUGCUGGCAACAACAACAACAACAACAGUACCAACAACAACAAUGGCACCACCAACAACACCGACUCCAAGGGUGAGUUGGUUGGCGACAAUGCCAAAGACAACAACAACAACAACAAUACACUGGCCACGUCAACGUCCAACAACAACUCCAAAUCAUUCAAGCAACCAAGCCAUAGUAGUAGCGGCAACACUGCCAAGCUGCGCACCAAAAGGAAACACCUGCCAGCGCGCGUAUACUAUGACGAUGAUGAGGAGGACGAGACGGCCCAGUACGACGAAGAAGACGGCGACGACGAAGACGACCAAGAUGACGAGUCCGAAUACAGCGUUUCCGAGAUUUCAGAGGUGGACGAUCUUCCUGUCAAGUAUCAAAAGACGGCGCGAUCACCAUCAUCAUCCAUGUCCUCGACCACUUUUUCGCAUCACAGCAGUGGCAGCAACAGCAACAGCAACAGCAGCGGCGCCAACCCCAAGAAGAAGAAGAAGCGCGACUUCCUCCCGCCUUUAUCUGUCGUCGUGCAGAUAAUUGUAACAUUCAUUAUCCUCAGCGCAUUCUUCAUGUCACUUCCACAGCAAUAA
Molecule: messenger RNA, 2865 nt
Organism: Acytostelium subglobosum LB1
Lineage: Eukaryota; Evosea; Eumycetozoa; Acytosteliales; Acytosteliaceae
Exons: 4
Coding region: 1-2865 (954 amino acids)
Biological process (GO): regulation of transcription by RNA polymerase II
Cellular component (GO): nucleus
Molecular function (GO): RNA binding; transcription cis-regulatory region binding
Source: RefSeq, a predicted model, not a curated record